Aspergillus uvarum CBS 121591 is the source of this 756-nucleotide messenger RNA. RefSeq lists its product as uncharacterized. The record is from RefSeq and is a predicted model, not a curated record. NCBI's taxonomy places the organism in Eukaryota, Fungi, Ascomycota, Eurotiomycetes, Eurotiales, Aspergillaceae. The transcript has a single exon. The coding region runs from base 142 to 597 and encodes 151 amino acids.
UGCGUGAUUGGAAGCACAUAUGAAGGCCUAUGCAUAUAAAGCGUGUCAUCCUCGAACGAACAUUCUCUUCUCCACCUCCACCCAUCUAUACUAAAGUCACUCUACUUCCCUCUCGGCUAUCAAAAAGCACUGCUAAGAACCAUGGUCAACCUCGCCCUUGACAACCAUCCGCGCCUCAAGCUACGCUUGCACAUCAUCGUCGGCGCUCUCAUCACCCUGACCUUCAUCCUGAUCAUCGCCCGAGUCGCCGACAAAGGUACCCCGGCGACCCGGACCAAUACCUGGGGCAUAGCAGUGGUAAACUUCCCUCCCCCCGUACUCUUGUCCGAGUCCCCGCCCGUAUCGGCUCGGUUCUCACAAUGGUCUACACAGUGCGUCAAAGCAGCAGUCUUCCUAGCCUACCAAACCCUCACCACCUACCACGAGCGCUUCAAACGGUGGGCCAACCCCCGCGCGAACAUGAUCAUGGACAUCAUCGACACGAUCUUCUGGUUCGCCUUGUUUAUUAUCAGCAUCAUGGGCGCGAGUGGAGGGCAUACUACAAGUAGUAAGGCGCUGGGUGGGAUUGUGGCCGUGUUGGCGCUAACAUUGUGGUGAGUCUUCCGGUUUCUUCUGAUGAUGAUGGCAGGGUGACUGAUAAAGAAGGUGCAGUGGGGUAGUUGGAUUGCUGGCCUUUGUGUGUGUGCAGGAUUGGAGGUAUUUCAAGGUGCAUGGCGUGGUGCCGGGGGUGGUAAAGUCGCCUUGCUGAGAGGGGUU